Molecule: messenger RNA, 774 nt
Organism: Zygotorulaspora mrakii
Lineage: Eukaryota; Fungi; Ascomycota; Saccharomycetes; Saccharomycetales; Saccharomycetaceae
Gene: RSM26
Product: mitochondrial 37S ribosomal protein mS42
Exons: 1
Coding region: 1-774 (257 amino acids)
Biological process (GO): superoxide metabolic process
Molecular function (GO): superoxide dismutase activity; metal ion binding
Source: RefSeq, a predicted model, not a curated record
AUGUUGCGUACACUCUUGAGCAAGAGAGGUAUCCAUACAGUACCCAAGUUGCCGAAUGCUGCUCAAUUGAGGCAACAAGGUAUUCCUAAUGUUCUAAGCCCAGCUGGACUCAAUGUGGCAUGGGAUCAACACCAGAAGUAUAUUUGUGAUAAACUUACGGUGGCAACCAGCGGUACGAGUCUGGAGUCAUAUCUGCCCUUCCAUUUAAUACUUAAUACGGCCAAAAAACCAUUUUUAACUCACGUUUUCAAUCUGGCAUCAGCAGCUCAUAAUAAUCAUAUAUUUAUCGAAAAUAUACUGCCGGCUACUAAUUCUGCCACUACCCAACCAUCCCGUUUGUUUUUAUCAAGUAUUGAAGAAUCUUUUGGCUUCGAUUGGGAAACAUUAAAGACUGAAAUGGUACGCCGUGCGGAAGCCGACGUAUUGGGGCAAGGCUGGCUAUUUCUAGUGGAGAACAGUAACAAAGAACUCCACAUUUUGACAAUCCAAAAUAACGGGACACCUUAUUAUUUCCCAAGAAAUCAGUUAUUCGAUUUGAACUCGGCUCUGACCUUAGAGGAAUUUUCCCAUCUCGAGGAGAUCAAAAAAAUGAUCAACCAAAGUGGGAAAAAGAAGUUGGAGGAUUGGACCAUUCCAUUAAUAUGCGUAAAUCUAUGGGAUCAGGCUUAUUUACACGAUUAUGGCGUACAAAAUAGAUCAAAAUAUGUCGAGAAUGCUUUGAAUAAUUUGAAUUGGUCUGUUGUUAACAAGAGACAAUAUUCAGAUCAAUCAUAA